GCGCAUGCGCAGUGCGGUGUAGCGCAGCUUGGGCUCUGAGGUCGCGCUUCGGCUCGUGACGGCGGAUGAAAUAUUAAUAUUUAAAGUGUUUAUUGUGAUAAAGAGAAUAAAGUGAAGAUGGUUUAUCACUCUGUAGCGCUGCCGCUCAUCUGCUUCACCACGCUGUGGGCUUUAGUCGGAGGCGUCGCGCCGUUUUUCGUUCCUAAAGGACCGAAUAGAGGUGUGAUCAUUACCAGCCUGGUGCUGACGGCCGUGUGCUGCUAUUUAUUCUGGUUGGUUGCGUUCCUGGCGCAGGUGAACCCUCUGUUUGGGCCGCAGCUGAAGAACGAGACCAUCUGGUACCUGCGGUACUACUGGGAAUAAAACGGAGGAUUGUAUCGGCUGCAUGACGACGUCGUUCCAUCGUUCACUUCCUGUUCGACAUUCCCCUCCUGUGAUGUGACUGAACGCGUUCUCUCCUCAGCGUAGCGUCAGCGCUCUUUACCUGAAACGUUUAAUUUGUGUUUGUUGUUUUAUUUCUGACGGAGGAGUGAAGUAAAUACGAGUGUGUGUGUGUGUGUGAACAGUGACAGUGUUGUGACGUGAUGAAGAUGUGCAAUAUUAGUUAAAAAAACCUACUUGAACGUUUAUAUUAUCUCUCUCUCUCUCUUUCUCUCUCUGUGUCUCUCUCUCUCUCUGUGUCUCUCUCUCUCUGUGUCUCUCUCUCUCUGUCUCUGUCUCUCUCUCUCUCUCUCUCCCUCUGUGUCUCUCUCUCUCUCUCUCUCUCUCUCUGUGUCUCUCUCUCUCUCUCUCUCUCUCUGUGUGACCAACUUGUGAUGUGUUUACGUAGCGGUCUAUUUAUUUAUGUCGAGUUUAUUUAUUACGUUAUUUAUUUUAGAGUGUAAAGCUCAGAAAUGUGAUCCGGUUUCACCACUCGUGUGUGUGUGUGUGUGUGUGUGUGUGUGUGUGUGCGAAUGCUGAGAGAAGCUGUGUGUGUCGUUCUCUAAAUGAUUUCAUGCUGUCACGAUACGAUGAAUCGUCCAAUCCAGUAUCACGAUAUCUGCACAUCAGUUUCUGAUUUCUUUUCGCUGUUUAUCUCGCGCAUAUUAACACUAACGCUGUCUCCCUGAACACUCAUUCAUUAUUAUUAUUGUUAUUAUUGUUAUUAUUAUUGUUAUUAUUAUUAUUACAGUUCAUGGAUUUCAGAUUGCUGUCUGUGUAAAUCUGGUUAUUUAUUCCUUUAUUUUUACUCUUCGACGUGGCUGCUUUGUUUCCAUGGAGAUCCACUGACAUCCUCUCUCUCUCUCUCCCUUUUUCUCUCUCUCUCUCUUUCUCUCUCUCUGUUUCUCUCUCUGUUUCUCUCUCUCCCUUUCUCUCUCUUUCUCUCUCUCUGUCUCUCUCUCUCUCUCUCUCUCUCUCUUUCUUUCUGUCUCUCUCACCAGCGUGACAUCAAGCUACUAAUGAGGUUUUUUUUUAACGGCUCACAGAACACUAACGUCAGUAACGUCACUGAGGAAAGUGAACUUAAUUAACACUGUCGUUAUUUAGAGACUUUUUGUUCAACAUGAUUUUCAGGGUUAAGGAUUAAACUCUCGGUCUGAUUGGCACUGACGGAGUUUCAGAUCUCUGUGGAAAUGACGCGGGUUUAUAAUCGUUGUCGUGUAUACGCUGCUGAUGUCUCUGUAAAACACUGAAUAAAAUCAGGAUGGAUCACA
Pangasianodon hypophthalmus (striped catfish) is the source of this 1694-nucleotide messenger RNA. It is a transcript of the gene atp6v0e2, whose product is annotated as ATPase H+ transporting V0 subunit e2. Lineage: Eukaryota; Metazoa; Chordata; Actinopteri; Siluriformes; Pangasiidae. Gene Ontology annotation, biological process: proton transmembrane transport. Gene Ontology annotation, molecular function: proton-transporting ATPase activity, rotational mechanism. The transcript is spliced from 4 exons. The record is from RefSeq and is a predicted model, not a curated record. Gene Ontology annotation, cellular component: proton-transporting V-type ATPase, V0 domain. Bases 118 to 363 code for a protein of 81 amino acids.